Molecule: messenger RNA, 716 nt
Organism: Platichthys flesus (European flounder)
Lineage: Eukaryota; Metazoa; Chordata; Actinopteri; Pleuronectiformes; Pleuronectidae
Product: vitelline membrane outer layer protein 1 homolog
Exons: 4
Coding region: 31-636 (201 amino acids)
Source: RefSeq, a predicted model, not a curated record
UUCUCGUUGAAACCACUCACUGCUGUCAACAUGGAGAGUCUGCUCCGCGCCGUGGCCAUGCUGGCCGUGUUGUUCUUGGGGUUGUUUCAGCAGGGAGCUGUUGUGGCCGACUGGCCGUACACAUCUGUGCUGACUGUGACAAACGGACAGCGGUGGGGAACAUGGAGGGGGCCCGAGAUGUGUCCUGACCAGUACUUUGCAGUUGGCUUCAGCACCAGGGUGGAGGCCAAACAGAGCGGAGGUGACGACACGGCCCUGAACGGGAUCCGUCUCAUCUGCACCUUAUACGGGCACCGGACGCACAUUGUGGAGUCUCACCCUGGCUUCUGGGGCGAAUGGUCCAACCCUCAGUACUGCCCGGGUGGCGUGCUCACCUCUUUCCAGCUCCGCGUGGCGACCCUUCGGGGCAUUUUUGCUGACGACACCGCCGUCAACAACAUCAAGUUCCGCUGCAGCAACGGCCAUGAGCUGGAGGGCAGCGGCCUGGACUGGGGGGGGUACGGCAGGUGGAGCCAGGAUUGUGGCCAUGGAGGAAUCUGCGGCAUCGAGACCAAGAUGGAGGCCCGACAGGGGAAAGGGGACGACACCGCCCUCAACGACGUGCGCUUCAUUUGCUGUGGCAGAUCCCAGAAGUGAUUGACAGGUGAUCAGUAUGGUCCGUCCCUCCUCCCUUACCCUUAAUUAAACAAUGACAAAUAAUAAAGUGCUCAUUUGAA